CAAUAAACGAAUUGAGAAGGUGCGAAAGAGCACAACAUACAGCACAUGUGACUAGAGUGAGAGAGGACGACUGACAGUGAGGUCGAAGAAAAACACGCGUUGUUGCGGCUAAAAUUUCCGCUGUAUUUACAUUAUUUGGAAGAAAAAACGCAGCCAAACAAAAUGUCUAGCUCCGGGAGAAAGCGCAAGCAGCAACUGAAGCCGCGCCAGGACGAUCACCGAUCGCCGGUGAAGCGGCGCAGUGUGGACAUCAAGUCGGAACCCUUGGACGGCUAUCCGGCGCUCGCAGACUACGAUUUAAGUACGGCCGAUAUCAAGCCGGAUCUCACUGAACUCCAAUUGCAGCUGGUGGCGGAGCAGCAGGCGCCCACCAACACCGUUCGCUUGGAAUUGGAAGAGCAAGAAAGUGAUUCCGACGAGGAUGGCUACUCGGAGCUUGAUUACCAAGCGGCAGAUGUCUUCUGUCAGGACGAUAUGGAUGACUACGAUCCAGAUUGGAGCAGCCAGCAGGCGGGCUCCAGACUACUCUUCAAAUUUCCCAUGCAGCAAACUGGGCUGAAAUUCGGACAACGCUUCCAGGGACCACAGCACUACUUCAACCAACUGCUGGGAAAUCGCUCCAAGUUCUUCAGUUCCCUAGCCCAAAGCUGCAACCUAAAGGGAGGAGAGCUCAAGUCCAAGCCCACAACUGCAGAAGAAAUGGAAAUCUUUAUGGCGCUUUCCCUGCUUAUGUGUGACCUGAAGUUGGAGCACCUUUCGGAUUACUGGAGCACUAACAUGUUUUACGGUCUCGUCGGAUUCUCUGGAAAGAUGCCCCUGGAACGGUAUCAGCAGCUGCUGCACAGCCUUAACGUUGAUGCACCGCAGCUACAAACAGGCAGAGCCAAACUGAAGAACUGUCUACUGCUAGACUUCAUCAACGAGCGUAUGGAAGAGAUAUACAUUUGUGGCCAGCAAAUGGUACUCAAUGAACCUAUCACUCUGUGGAAGGGUGCAUUAAGGUACCAGGAUGAUCUUCCAAACAAAUUCCGUACCAACGCACUACUGCUGCAUAUGCUAACUGAGCAGAGCGGUCUGGUGGUGAAGAUUCUACCGGAGAUUGUGCGGAAGGAAGACGCACCGGCAUGGGUACGCAAUUCCCGGCAGUUGGUGGAGCACCGAAACAAGAUUGCCCUGAAACUAAUGGAGGGUUACCAAGGAGGUCGCACUGUGUACGCCUCAAAGUUCUAUGGAAGCUACGGCCUGGCUCAGGAGUUGGCCAAGAAAAGCACCUAUUGCACUGGUCUGCUGGAUAGGAAUAGAUAUGGCAACAGUAAGGCACUGGUGCACCAGCGUUUGGAUUCCAACAGCAUCUCCACCAGCUAUGCCACUUCUCUGAUGAUGGCCAAAUGGCGACGACGGGCAAAGAGCUUGUACUUCUUCAGCUCUGACUGCUUGGCCAUUUAUUCCAAGGAGAUGGCCAUGCAAAAGACAAAUGCAAAACCUAAGUUGAUCCAGGAGCUCGAGUUUCAACUACGACCUGGAAACGAUGGUCGCCACCACCUGAUCCACUACCAAGCUGCCUGCAAGGAGCUGCCGGCAAACAUGAAGCUGACCAUUUUCCUACUCAACAUCCUCGUGUACAAUGCCUAUUUGCUAUACUUCGCCAAUGGCCAGAAUGCGCGAGUCGGACAUCUUAAAAGUUACUCGGAGUUCCGGGUGAUCAUCAUAAAGUCGCUUCUAAGAGAAGAAGUGACGAACGAACCGGUAAUUAGUCCCCAGAAGCCAGAGACAUAUGAACGGUCAAAGAAUAAACCGGUGCCCGAGCCCAGGUUGAAGACGGUUCUACACGAACCCAUGCUUAUCCAGCAGAACGGAAAGCCCGCCAAGAAAAACUGCCGCUAUUGCCACAAAGGCGGAAUGCUGCAGUUCAGCAGGUACAUGUGCAACACCUGUCCCGAUAAGCCGGGUCUAUGCCAGGAACCCUGCUUUCUGCUCUGGCAUGAGCAGCUCAAAAAGUAAUCAGACAGACAAUUGGACGAAAUGAAUAAAAAUAGAUUAUAACUUGUUACAGAG
Messenger RNA from Drosophila simulans, 2055 nucleotides. RefSeq lists its product as uncharacterized. Lineage: Eukaryota; Metazoa; Arthropoda; Insecta; Diptera; Drosophilidae. The transcript has 2 exons. The record is from RefSeq and is a predicted model, not a curated record. The coding region runs from base 163 to 2001 and encodes 612 amino acids.